AUGGCUAUCACUAAGAUUCACGCACGUUCCGUCUACGAUUCUCGUGGAAACCCAACCGUCGAGGUUGACGUUGUCACUGAGACUGGUCUUCACCGUGCCAUUGUUCCAUCUGGUGCUUCCACUGGUCAACACGAAGCCGUUGAGCUCCGUGAUGGAGAUAAGGACAAGUGGGCUGGAAAGGGUGUUACCAAGGCUGUCGCCAACGUCAAUGAUAUCAUUGGCCCAGCUCUUAUCAAGGAGAACAUUGAUGUCAAGGAUCAAUCCAAGAUUGAUGAGUUCUUGAACAGCCUCGACGGUACCCCAAACAAGGGCAAGUUGGGAGCCAAUGCCAUUCUUGGUGUUUCUUUGGCUGUUGCCAAGGCCGGAGCUGCUGAGAAGGGUAUCCCACUUUACGCUCACGUUUCCGACCUCGCCGGAACCAAGAAGCCUUACGUUCUCCCUGUCCCAUUCAUGAACGUUCUUAACGGAGGUUCCCACGCUGGUGGACGUUUGGCAUUCCAAGAGUUCAUGAUCGUCCCUUCUGCUGCCCCAUCUUUCACCGAAGCUCUUAGACAAGGCGCUGAGGUUUACCAAAAGCUCAAGUCUCUCGCCAAGAAGAAGUACGGUCAAUCCGCUGGUAAUGUCGGAGACGAGGGUGGUGUUGCACCAGAUAUUCAAACUGCCGAGGAGGCUCUUGAGCUCAUCACUGAGUCUAUCGAGGCUGCUGGUUACACCGGAAAGAUGAACAUCGCCAUGGACGUUGCCUCCAGCGAGUUCUACAAGGAGGAUGCCAAGAAGUACGACUUGGACUUCAAGAACCCAGAGAGUGACCCAACCAAGUGGAUCACCUACACUGAACUUGCCGAUCAAUACAAGAACCUUGCCAAGAAGUACCCAAUCGUCAGCAUUGAGGAUCCAUUCGCUGAAGAUGACUGGGAGGCCUGGAGCUACUUCUACAAGUCCUCCGAUUUCCAAAUCGUCGGUGAUGACUUGACUGUCACCAACCCAAUCAGAAUCAAGAAGGCCAUUGAACUCAAGUCUUGCAAUGCUCUCUUGUUGAAGGUCAACCAAAUUGGUACUCUUACCGAGUCCAUCCAAGCCGCCAAGGACUCCUUCGCUGCUGGAUGGGGUGUUAUGGUUUCUCACCGCUCCGGAGAGACUGAGGAUGUCACCAUUGCUGACAUCGUUGUUGGUCUCCGUGCCGGUCAAAUUAAGACUGGUGCCCCAGCUAGAUCCGAGCGUUUGGCCAAGUUGAACCAGAUCUUGAGAAUCGAGGAGGAGCUCGGUGAUAAGGCUGUUUAUGCUGGAGAGAGCUUCAGAACUGCCGUCAAUUUGCCCAGUGAUCGAAAUAGUCCAACCAGAAUCAAUAAAAAAGGUCUUUUCACCGGAAAUCUAGUCUUGAAAAUGCCUGACAAGUGGGAUGAGGAAUCCUCCGGAGAGGAAUCAUCGGAGCCAACACCCGCACAAACCGCCGUUUCGAACCGAAGAAAGUUCGAUGACGAGGAGGAUGACGAUGAAGUCUUAGAUUCCUGGAGUGCCGCCGAAGAUUCUGAAGUUGAGCGCGAGAAGGCAAAGGUUGAAGCCGAGCGAAAGGCCAAGGCUGAUGCAUUGGCUGCUGCGAACAAGAAGUCAAAGGCUCAACGUGUCGCCGAGAAGCAGGCCGAGAGAGCACGACAACUGGCAGAAGGUAGCGAUGAGAGCAGCGAAGAGGAUGAGGCUACAAGAAGGGAACGCCUCAGACGAACUGAACAAGAAUCCGAUUUGAAGCACGCUGAGGAUCUUUUUGGCAACAUUGGUAUCAACUCUCGCAAGUCUACAAGUGCCGCGAACGCAGUGCAAAUUGAUGAAAAGAACCCCGCCGCGACUGUCGAUUUGACAACUCUCCCACUUUUCGAUCCUAGAACCAAGCAGCAGUUUGAGAAGCUCCGCGAAACUCUUGUCCCUCUUAUUACCAACAAUGUCAAGAAAGCACAAUACAUCAUCUUCUUACAAGAGUUCACUAAGCAGAUCUCCAAAGAACUUCCAAGUGAUCAAAUCAAGAAGAUCGCCAGUACACUGACAGCUUUGAGUAACGAGAAAAUGAAGGAGGAGAAGGCAGCUGAAAAGGGAGGAAAGAAGUCUAAAGCACAGAAAACUAAGACUACCUUAAAUGCAAGCAGGGACACUAUGGGCAGCAAAGAUACCCAGGCCUAUGAUGAUGAUUUCGGAGACGUCUACGAAACUGAGAAUACAUCCCCAAUCAAAUUUUACGCGGUCCUACUCAGGUACAAAGGUAUUACUUGUAUCUGGCGAGCCCCAUACACUGCUGCAUAUACAAAACCUGCCGAGGAUGAAGUUGCUCCUUCACGAAUGCACGACGAAACCUUGAUACAUAGAUGA
Molecule: messenger RNA, 2358 nt
Organism: Botrytis fragariae
Lineage: Eukaryota; Fungi; Ascomycota; Leotiomycetes; Helotiales; Sclerotiniaceae
Product: putative enolase protein
Exons: 8
Coding region: 1-2358 (785 amino acids)
Biological process (GO): glycolytic process
Cellular component (GO): phosphopyruvate hydratase complex; cytoplasm; eukaryotic translation initiation factor 3 complex
Molecular function (GO): phosphopyruvate hydratase activity; translation initiation factor activity; magnesium ion binding
Source: RefSeq, a predicted model, not a curated record